UCCAAUUCCCCGCUUCCCGUAUUUCUCAUCAAAGCCUGCCUCCUCAGCAAAGCCCACUCGGUCUCAAAGGUGGUCGAUUGAUCACCAUGGCGCUCGAUCUGGGGACUAUACUCACCGCCAUCGAGGUGGUGCAGCGAGCGAUUGCCAUCUACCACCGCGUCGAUGAACUGCCGAGCCAAAUGAAACAUCUCGGCCAGCGCAUGGAGAGGAUGAAUCUGUUCCUGGUCCGCUUCGAGGCUUUUGUCACGAACAAGCCCGACACGGCCUACGCAGCCCUCUUUUCAGGCCAGAAAGACGAGCUCGCCGGAGUGCUCGAGAGCAUCAACGGCCACGCGGCCACGGCGCACGACCUGUUUGACCGCUACGAGAAGGGCAUCCUGUCCCGCACCCACGACCUGCAGUUCCGCAUCAAGUGGGCCACGCAGCUCUGGUUCGCCCUCGUCGACAGCACCCCGGAAAAGAUCCAGGCUGUCAUGGACGAUAUUGAAUUCGACAGGGUCCUGCUCAGCGACUACCUGAGCCUCAUGAACGCCCAGGGCGUGGAAAUUCUCGUCAACAACGCCAAGCCGCAGCCCCAAACCGGUGACGAUGCGGGCGCCGACAAGGAUAAGACUAAAAACAACAAGGAGAAAAAACACGACAGCAAAAAGGGCAAGAAGGGCGCCAAUGCAAGCAAGGACAAUGAAAAACAGCCGACAAGCCCCCUGGCAGUGGCGUCCAAACGGCCGCCGCCGUCACCGUCACCAUCGCCGUCGCCCAUGCCGCCGCGUAGAGACUACAAGAUUCUCUUUGUAGACCCGUACAACUUGGGCCGCAGUGUCGUCGCCGAAGCCCUGAUGAAGCUCCUCGGGCAGCUGACGCUCAGAGCCAACGGCAGCUGGCGCAUCUCGGAGAUCCACUCGGCCGGCUUCUUCACCAAGAACCAGAGCAACUGCGUCGACGUCAUCGAGGGUCUCGACUACAGCUACGAGUCGUUCAACCUCGGGGUGCGCGAGAGGAACGAGGCGCCCGAGGCGGCAGCGCUGGCGGCUGUGUUCGACAACAACAUGUACGAGUAUCCGUUCAAGAAGACGAUCCGCGACGCGCUGGCCGGCCGGUCGGCGCACGGCCUGCGGCAGGACAUGUUCAGGCACUACGACUUCAUCAUCGUCUUCACCAGCCGCGAGCACGACAACGUCAUCAAGCUCAAGGAGGCUCUGCACCGGAGCGGCGGCGCGAACCUCGGCCAGCUCCCGCGCGGCAAGGGGCGCGUGCUGCACCUAGGUGCUUUUGUAGCCCGCGACGGUGGCCGCCCCCGCGAGAUUACGACGCCGCCAAAGAAUCCCGACAGCGCUGCGUUCCGGCACGACUGGAAUGUCAAAGUGGCCCAGAUCAAGACGGCCAUCAAGAGAUUUCUGAAGCAAGAGAUGGCAUGGCAGCGGCCCGAGAAGAAGGCACUGUAACUGGCGGCAGGCCCGGUGAACACGGCCCCGGGUGUUGGGUAGUUGGGGGGGCAGGCGAAUCCAUCGAUCUAGUCACAUUGUCUUGGAGAGUUGUGUCAAGACUGGCGAAGACGGGGUUGAAAUAAAUAUAAAAAGAAAUAAAACACAAAGAUACGUACGGAACUUGAAGAACUCAAGGUUGGAGGGUUAGGGUUAGGCGACUUGGUUGCAACUCAACCUUGGCAAAGGGAAGGGCAGCGAAACGGGGCGGAUCCGGAUCCCGAUUCAGGACCAGAUCCGCAAGCUGACGUUGUGUAUUACAUCAUAGGCGUGUGGAAUAGCUCCGGCGCAAAAUCUAGAAAUGAGAGCACACAACAGAUGCAAAACACCAAAAGCACAUGGGACACGAUACAGACGAGAUCCUAUCCUCUUUUUUUUUUUCCUUUUCCUUUUUUUUUUCCUUUUCCUUUUUUUUUUU
This is a messenger RNA of Lasiosphaeria miniovina, 1899 nucleotides long. RefSeq lists its product as uncharacterized. Lineage: Eukaryota; Fungi; Ascomycota; Sordariomycetes; Sordariales; Lasiosphaeriaceae. The record is from RefSeq and is a predicted model, not a curated record. The coding region runs from base 87 to 1442 and encodes 451 amino acids. The transcript has a single exon.